AUGGAGUUUCUGCGCAGGGUACAUCGUUCCCACGAGCACGCCGGCGACCAGCAAGAUGGCGGUGGUGAGUACUGGGGAGGCGACGAUUGGUAUCGUCAGGAUGGACCGGACGACGACGAGCAUUCCGAUGGGGUCGAGGUGUGGGUUCGCUUGCCACGCCAAGAAGAUGAAGACCACGACGGACAGAACGAGGUGUGCGAUGGAUCGCACCACCCAAGCAUCGCUGAACCGGCCGAGACAGCACCAACACAGGUCGUGGAUGCGUCUGUUCCAGACUCGACCGCCUCACAGACGCCGAAGAAGCGGCGCUUCACGCAGUCCGUGCUCGGGAUUGGUCUGCAGCCCGUUAAGCCUGCACCGACUCCGCCGCCACCUGCCAAGAAAACAACACCUGUAGUCCGACUCACCGCAGAGGAGAAGAAGGAGAAGUUGUAUUUGAAGGCCCAGAAAAGCUACACGUCGGAAUGGCUUCCGCGGUUCCCAUGGUUAAUCCUUGAUAAAUCGACUGACGGUUUCCCUUGUGUUCGCUGCAGUGUCUGUAUAGAGCACGGGAAGGACGAUGCUCGCUACGGCCGCAACGGGAAAGGAGGUCGGGACCUCCAGAUUGGGUCCUUUCGCUGGCACGAGGAGAGCGUGAAGCACGACGAUGCCAUGAAGAAGCAAAUGGAAGCGUUAGCUGUCAAGAAUGCAGCAGAGGCCUAUCCAGACUUCAACAUCGUGGACGACGCCAUCAGGGCCCUCGGGUCGAUCGUCGGGAAGUUAACUCCCUGGUAUGAGCGGUUCAAGGAGUUGCAGCAGGUGUACCACAAGACCAAUCUGGAGCACCAGGGGCUCCACAACGUGCGCUGGCUGGCACAGGGCGAGGCAAUGCUGCGGAUGUGCCGGGUUCUUGGGGCGGCGAUCUGCGUCUUCAUCGAGUACGAGCACAAGAUAGCCAGCACCGUGCAGACGUUGAAGUUUCACUUCUGCGUUUAUUUUCUGGCAGACAUCUUGCCCGAGCUCAACAAUCUGAACCGGUUUUUCCAGAGGCGAAAGGUGGACGUCACAAUCGUGGCGCAGGAGGUGGACCGCACGGUGUCGUACAUCCAACACCGCUACAUCGACUACGAGACGAAGUUCGGGGAGGGCCUUAGCCCACAGCUGUCGCCUUUCCUGGAGCGCCACAAGGAUGGCAAGCGUGAGCUGAAAGUGGAGGGCGUGGACUCCAACGGCCGCGCAGUGAGCCAGGAGAUUGUUCUAAGCGAGGCGCCCAUCGCUGGCCACAAGUUUGGCGGAACAAUGCGCGACUGCGAGAAGAUGUGCAAGGCAUUCGCCAAGCAGACUGUCCAUAAUCUCACCGAGCGGAUGGCGGAUCUUCAUCGCAUGGGCGGGACGAGGCUGUUCAAGGUGGAAUCGUGGCCCCCCAACCUCGACACACGCGAGCGGCGCUGCCUCAUGUGGCUUCGGCAAAACUCUGUGCUGUUCAACAACUGUCUGCCCGGUGAGAAUCUAGAACACUUUGUCAGUUGCGCAUGA
Messenger RNA from Closterium sp. Naga37s-1, 1515 nucleotides. NCBI's taxonomy places the organism in Eukaryota, Viridiplantae, Streptophyta, Zygnematophyceae, Desmidiales, Closteriaceae. The record is from the annotation of a GenBank genome assembly.